Molecule: messenger RNA, 1644 nt
Organism: Pomacea canaliculata
Lineage: Eukaryota; Metazoa; Mollusca; Gastropoda; Architaenioglossa; Ampullariidae
Product: exosome complex component RRP43-like
Exons: 11
Coding region: 32-856 (274 amino acids)
Biological process (GO): nuclear polyadenylation-dependent mRNA catabolic process; U5 snRNA 3'-end processing; nuclear polyadenylation-dependent rRNA catabolic process
Cellular component (GO): cytoplasmic exosome (RNase complex); nuclear exosome (RNase complex)
Source: RefSeq, a predicted model, not a curated record
GCCACACGUGGACUUCACGUUGUGCAUUACUAUGGCAGACGCUUUCAGAUGUGCCCUGCCGAAAGAGUACUACAGGCAGUUUAUUGAAAGAGAUGUUAGGCCAGAUGGCCGAGAGCUUGGAGAAUUCAGACCAACAGUACUCAAUAUUGGAAGCAUAUCAACUGCUGAAGGCUCUGCUAUUGUCAAACUCGGCAACACCAGUGUCAUUUGUGGAGUGAAGGCAGAACUGGCUGAGCCAAAAGCUGAAACACCACAAGAAGGCUACUUGGUUCCAAAUGUAGAACUAUCUGCAUUGUGCUCAUCUCAGUUCCGCCCAGGACCACCAGGAGAGCAAGCUCAGGUGCUUAGCCAGCUGAUGGUCAAUAUUAUCAAAAAUUUUCAUUCUGUGCCAUUGGAGGAUCUGUGUGUUGUUGCAGGGAAGCUGGUUUGGGUAUUGUAUAUAGAUCUCAUAUGUCUGGACUAUGGAGGCAACCUCAUUGAUGCCUGUGUUCUUGCCCUCACAGCAGCAUUGAAAAACACUGCCUUGCCUAGCAUAUCUGUUGAGGAGGAGACGCAAAAGAUUAAUGCUGACAUCACCAAACACAACAUGCUUCAGCUUGCAUGUACCCCUAUAUCUGCAUCAUUUGCAAUCUUUGAUAACACCAUAUUAUUGGUUGACCCUACAUCAGAGGAGGAAGCUUUAAGUACAGGAACAGUAACUGUGGUUACUGAUGGGGAGAAGAUAUUUGAAAUGGACAAGAGUGGUGGAAGCCAAAUCACUAGUGAACAAAGGCAAAUGUGCUUUCGACGUGCUUUCCAGAGACACAGGGAAGGUAUUAAGUUGAUUGAGGACACAAUGAGUUCUGUUGAUAGAUGAUGUUAAAUUCUAAGAGAUUAAUUAAGUGAAUGUUUUCUUGGUGGUACAUGCAAGAGUAAAGGAAGAAAAAUCAAGCAGCUUUUUAUUCCUGGCAUUAUGGAACUAAAACUGGUCUUGGACUUAAAAAAAAAUGAAAUCCUGCACUCAGUAAAAUGUUAUUGUACAUAUUAAUUUUGGAUAUAAAGCAGUUUCUUCUCUUGUCCACAUAAAUUUUUUUUUAUAAUGGGAAGUGAGGCAAAAUAUGGAAGUACAAGUUUGUAAAACAAUUUUUUUUUUUAAAGAUGGAGUGAAAAAAGAGUACCUUACAAGCAUGGAUUGCUUCACAUUAAAAUGUGUUUUGUAAAGGUUGGGGAUGCUCCAUUUGCUGAUCCUUGUCAGUGUCAUUCUUGUUCUGGAUCGUUACUACCCCUGAACAUUUGAAUGCAUUGUCUAGCUGUAUCGAUGAUUCCAGCCCUGAUUCAUCCCACAAUGCUGCAUCUGUGGGUGUGGUUUUAAGACUGCAUUUGCUACUUGUAUGGCAUUGGUCUUAAACUUCUGGGGCGAUCCUAGCUGAGUCUGCUGAAGCCGACAUAUUGGCAUUGAUAAUAUAUUAGUAUUUAAUUGCCCUACCAUUGUAUUUUUCGUAUACUUUCAAUGUUGCAUGCAUUUUGUUUUCUUUACUUGUUUAGUUCUUUGAUUUCAAACUGAGGUGGUAGAUAUCCACUUAUGCAUCUUCCAAGCUGGUUUAUAUGACAUUAUGAGCAGUAAGAUGGCUUUGUGAUCGCUUCAUUAAACUCUAUUACAGCAUA